AUGGUGCAUAUGGAGCUCGAGUCGGAUGCUGGGAGACAGAUGGAGGUAGAUGCAGAGGCGGGGAGGGAGGUAGAGUCGUGUGCUUUGGAUGAUGCGGUUGGGAGUGCGGGGCAGGGGCAGGGGGAGGUCGAUGUUGAUGUCGAUGUCGAUGAAGCGGGUAAAGAGAGAGAGGAAGAGGAGGAAAAGGUGCUUAUUAUUGUGAUGUUAUGGUUAUGGUGGGAUAUGGGCGUAUCAGGCACGGGCAAAUCCACCCUUUCGCACGCCCUCGCACACACGCUCUCAUUCGCGCACAUCGAAGGCGACGACCUGCACCCGCGCGCGAACGUGGAGAAGAUGAGCGCGGGCGUGCCGUUGGGAGAUGGGGAUCGCGAGCCGUGGUUGGCCAGGGUGAGGGCGGAGGGGGUGAGGGUUUUGGUGGAGGGUGAGAAGGGGAAAGGGUGUAGAGGUGUGGUGGUUAGUUGUUCGGCGCUGAAAGCGUACUACCGCGAUAUUCUGCGUGGUAAACGGCCCUUAUCCUCUCCUUCCUCUCUCUCUGCCCCCACCCCCACCCCCACGCACGCAGAAAUCCAAACAUACUUCGUCCACAUCUCCGGCUCGCCCGCGCUGCUCCUGGAGCGGAUGGAGAAGCGGCCGGGGCACUUUAUGAAAGCGCCGAUGCUGGCGUCGCAGUUGCGCACGCUGGAGGAUCCGGCUGGGGAGCCGGGGGUGGUGGUGGUGGAUUUGGAGAGGGGGACGGGGGAGCAGGUUAGGGAGGCGCUGCGUGGGUUGAGGGGGGUGGUGCCGGGGGAGGGGAAGGAGGGGAGGGGGAGGGGGUUUGUGAGGUAUUUGGAGGAGGUUGAGAGGGGGUUGGAUGUGAAGGAUGUGUGA
Molecule: messenger RNA, 867 nt
Organism: Psilocybe cubensis
Lineage: Eukaryota; Fungi; Basidiomycota; Agaricomycetes; Agaricales; Agrocybaceae
Exons: 3
Coding region: 1-867 (288 amino acids)
Cellular component (GO): cytoplasm
Molecular function (GO): gluconokinase activity
Source: RefSeq, a predicted model, not a curated record